AUGUGAUUUUCUUGCACCUAAACUGUUCAAGAAAAUUGUAAUUUUUUUGACGGGCGUAUCAUGCUGUGGCGCGGCACUUUAUUGUGUUAUGCCAUGGAAAAAUCCACUGAAACAUCGACAGUGAGAAGAGCCUCAGAUCUCCCAAUAAGUGCCAAAAGUACAGUAUCGGGUGGCCUUGUGCAUCACAUCGAGUCAAGUACAGCCAGUGUUAAGUUAACGGGGCAUCGUGUCAGGAAGCUCUCCGACACAGAUUCAGAUUUCUCUUCAUCAGAGGAGGAAGAGAGAGACUACACAAUUACAGAGAUUGACCUGAAUAAGGAAGUGGGACCUCCGUCAGGGCUCGAAGACACAGAACCACUCAGCGAUGAAGAUAGUGGGACCGUGACAGUGAAAAGCUCAAACAACCGGGAACAGUUAGAUUCACUGCAGACAUCGGAACCUAAAGUCAAAGUCAUUGUAGAAGAGUCCAGACAAAAGUCAGAGCUGAAGAAAAUAUUUUCUGUGGACAGAUUCAAUCCUUUUGACAGAGAUUUACACAUGGAGGAGAACCAUUAUACAGAGGAAGUCAUACCAGCUAUCAGUGAACAGGAUUUUAGAUUCAAGUCCAGUAACGGAUCUAAUGGCAGCUCUUGGACGGACAUUUCUGAUGACAAUCCAGACAUUACGAAUGCUGACCUGGGACUAGCAGAGGAUCACUUCUCUCACCCUGAGGGACAUUUUGGGCUGAGUAGCACAGAGGAGAUGGAGAUGGCUAUAGAGAAUUGUAAAGAUUUGAUUGGUCAAGCCCAGCCUCAUUCUGACCGACACAAAAAUCUUGUCCAGAAACUGGUUCAACUGAGACUGAAGCUUCAGGAGUUAAAGGAUGGCCCAGAACCUGUCCCACUAGAUGUUAAGCUGGUGGUGGGACACAAAUUCCAGACCCAGGAGAGUCGGAGUACAAAGUACUACUGUGAGAAGUGUAACGCCAUGAUUCUGGGGGUCAUACAGAAAUGGUUCAAAUGUUCAGAAUGUGGAUAUAGCUGUCAUGAAAAGUGUCUUAAUACAAUAACUAGAAUGUGUGCCAGUCAGAAGGUGCUGGAUAUCCCUGAAUUCUGUCUUUCAAUUUGUCCAAACAGAGGUUUAUCUGCCCAGAACUACAGGUGUGCAGAAUGUAGGAAAGCCAUUUCAUUCCAGUCAGGUUUCAGUGAGCCUCGGCUUUGUGAUUACUCAGGAAAUUAUUUUUGUGAACUUUGUCACUGGAACAAUAUUAUGGUCAUUCCUGCCAGAGUUCUACAUAACUGGGACUUUGAACCCAGAAAGGUGAGUCGUGCCUCUAAGCAGUUCCUGAAGCUGAUGACCUCUAAAUCUGUAAUGAGAAUCCAGGAUGUCAACCCCAUGCUGUUCAAUUUCGUAGAGGAACUCAAUGAUGUCAAG
Messenger RNA from Saccostrea cuccullata (small rock oyster), 1413 nucleotides. RefSeq names its product differentially expressed in FDCP 8 homolog. The transcript is spliced from 8 exons. The annotation marks the transcript as partial. Lineage: Eukaryota; Metazoa; Mollusca; Bivalvia; Ostreida; Ostreidae. The record is from RefSeq and is a predicted model, not a curated record.